UGGGUAACGUACGGCUUGGGGGGGCGGGGAGAGAGAGAAAGGAGAAAGAGUGAGUGCGUUAGUUUCAGACACUAGGCAACGGGCGGAGAGACAGACGUAGACGCAAGAGAGAGAGAGGCGGCUCCUUGUCUCACCCACACCCAGUAGCCGGCAGAUCGAAAGGAUAUCUCUACUCUUGGGGGGUGGUGAAGGCCGUGGAGCCGCCGCUGGGGAGCGACCCUCCGCCGGCGCUUUCCGAGAUGAGGUGUUGCGCUACCAGAUAGCCCGAUCGAGAUGUGAUUGAAGACUAUUGCAAUGAGGAUGCUGCUGAUUACUGGUGUUGUUCAAUGUGUAUGCAGAAGUAAGGCAUCUGCUGACUAGUUAAACUUGAAGGAAGCAUGGCUCAGUUUCCGACAGCUUUUGGAGGGAGCCUGGAGAUCUGUGCCAUUACUGUGGAAGAAAGAGCCAAGCAUGACCAGCAGUUCCAUACUAUCAAACCAGUUGGUGGACUGAUUACUGGUGAUCAGGCCCGAAACUUCUUCCUUCAGUCUGGAUUACCUCCACCUGUACUUGCACAAAUAUGGGCCCUGGCUGACUUGAAUAAUGAUGGAAAGAUGGAUCAGUUGGAGUUUUCUAUAGCCAUGAAACUGAUUAAGCUGAAACUGCAGGGUCAUCCACUUCCCUCAACACUGCCUCCCAUAAUGAAACAAAUACCAGUAGCCAUUUCAACAGCAGGAUUUGGCAUUGGUAAUGUUUCAGCAAUGUCCUCAAUGGGCGCAGUAGCACCUUUGUCGAUGGCAGCAAUGCCAGUGGUGGGUAUGUCACCACCAUUGGUGUCUUCUGUUCCAACAGCAGGAGUUUCUGCACUUGCCAAUGGGGCACCUUCUAUGGUACAGCCUCUACCUGCCUUUGCUCAUACCGGAGCCACAUUGCCAAAGAGUUCUUCAUUCAGUCGCUCUGCAUCAGUCACUCAAGCAAAUGGAACAAAACUGCAAAAGGCACAAUCAUUUGACAUAGGAAAUGUCACUGUGCCACCUUUGGCUGCUGGUGUAGAGUGGGCUGUUCCACAGUCGUCGAGGUUGAAAUACAGGCAGCUUUUCAACAGUCAUGAUAAAACAAUGAGUGGACAUUUAACAGGCCCACAGGCAAGGACCAUCUUAAUGCAAUCCAGUUUACCACAAGCUCAGUUAGCAUCUAUAUGGAACCUUUCUGAUAUAGAUCAAGAUGGAAAGCUUACAGCAGAGGAAUUCAUUCUGGCUAUGCACUUGAUUGAUAUGGCAAUGUCAGGACAGCCAUUGCCUCCCGUACUGACUCGAGACUUGAUUCCACCAACAUUCCGAUGUUACGGUCCAACAGUUCUGUUUGAAUAUUGCAGAAGAGCCAGGUCUGGUAGUGGAAUGUUGACUGGAAGCUCAUUGAGUAUUGAUCAGCGAGUACCUGAAGAGCCACAAGAAGAAGAAACUGAAAAGAAAUUGCCUGUGACAUUUGAGGAUAAGAAGCGUGAGAAUUUUGAACGGGGUAAUCUUGAACUGGAAAAGCGACGACAAGUUCUUCUGGAACAACAACGAAAGGAGCAGGAACGUCUUGCUCAAUUGGAGCGUGCAGAGCAGGAACGGAAAGAGCGGGAGCGGCAAGAACAAGAAAGGAAAAGGCAGAUGGAGCUAGAAAAGCAGCUGGAGAAACAACGAGAAUUUGAGCGACAGAGGGAGGAAGAGAGAAGAAAGGAAAUAGAAAGGCGGGAGGCUGCAAAACGUGAACUUGAAAGGCAGCGCCAGCUUGAAUGGGAAAGGAAUCGUCGACAGGAACUCUUGAACCAACGCAACAAAGAACAAGAAGAUAUUGUAGCCUUGAAAACAAGGAAAAAAACUUUAGAGUUUGAACUUGAAGCCCUUAAUGAUAAAAAGAAUCAAUUGGAAGGCAAGCUUCAAGAUAUCCGAUUUCGUCUGUCCUCUCAAAGACAUGAAAUUGAACAUACAAAUCAGACACGGGAGUUACGAAUUUCAGAAAUCACACAUCUACAGCAACAGUUGCAGGAAUUUCAGCAGAUGCUCAGUCGACUGAUUCCUGAGAAGCAGUGUCUCAACGACAAGCUGAAGCAGGUUCAACAGAACAGUCUACAUAGAGACACUAUUAUUACUGUUAAAAAGACUUUGGAAAAUAAAGAGAUGACUAGACAGCAUCUUCGUGACCAACUAGAUGAAGUUGAGAAAGAAACAAGGGCGAAACUCCAGGAGAUAGAUGUCUUCAAUAAUCAGUUAAAGGAACUGAGAGAAAUUCAUAGCAGACAGCAACUGCAGAAACAGAAGGAAGCUGAACUUGAAAAGCAAAAGCAGAAAGAGCAAGAGCGGAGGACAGCAGAACUUGAAAGACAACAUGAGAAAGAAGCUGCCCAGAGAUCUGCCCAAGAACGUGAUAAACUUUGGCAGGAACAAGUGCAAAGGGAUGAGGAUGAACGACUAAGGAAUCUCCAGGAACAGCAAAAUCGAAGACGGGAAGAAACAUCCCAAAAGAAGGACAAAAGCAAGCAGGAAGUAUUGAGCAGAAUGUUUCAACAGCACCUGGACCCAGUGAAAGAGCAGUCUCGCAGUGGAUGGCAGCUACCAGAAAAACCUUCAUCUGUAAAUACUGAUCAAGAUGGCGUUAAGGUUGUAUAUUAUAGAGCAUUGUAUCCAUUUGAGGCUAGGAGCCAUGAUGAGGUUACUAUUUAUCCUGGAGAUGUCAUAAUGGUGGAUGAAAGUCAGACCGGAGAACCGGGAUGGCUUGGAGGUGAACUCAAAGGGAAAACUGGAUGGUUUCCUGCUAACUAUGCAGAGAAGAUUCCGGAGAAUGAAGUGCCACCAAAUUUGCAAUCAGGAGCGAAGCUUACUGCAAAGAUUGCACCUCAUACAGUGGCUGCAAGUGUUGUGCAACCAACAACAGAGCCCGCAGUGUCCUCCAAUUGGGCAGAUUUUAGCUCAACAUGGCCCACAACAGGCAGUGAGAAGCCAGAGAGUGAUAAUUGGGAUGCCUGGGCAACACAGCCAUCAUUAACUGUUCCUAGCACAGGGCAACCUCGGCAGAGAUCAGCCUUUACCCCAGCUGCUGUGUCUGGAUCAUCUCCAUCACCUGUAUUGGGCCAGGGGGAGAAGGUUGAGGGACUUCAAGCGCAAGCAUUAUAUCCUUGGCGGGCAAAGAAGGAUAAUCACCUCAACUUCAACAAAAAUGAUAUAAUUACAGUUUUAGAACAGCAGGAUAUGUGGUGGUUUGGAGAAGUUCAUGGACAGAAGGGCUGGUUCCCCAAAUCCUACGUGAAACUCAUUUCAGGACCUGUAAGAAAAUCCAUCAGCGUGGAUUCUACUUCUUCUGAAAGCCCUCCCAGCUUGAAGAGAAUGACCACUCCACCUUCAAAGCUAUCUGCAGCACAUGGAGAUGAACCUUGCAGGGAGGAGGCUGCUCCGCCUCGACCUCCCUUUCUCCCAAGGAAAGAUUCCAACUUGAGGGUUCCUUGCCCUUCAGAGACGCUCUUUGCUGCUUCUGGUGGAGAAGAAUUUGUUGCAAUGUACACAUAUGAAAGUAAUGAACCCGGGGACUUGACUUACCAGCAAGGAGAUGUGAUUCUUGUGACGAAGAAAGAUGGUGACUGGUGGACAGGAGUUGUAGGAGAAAAAGUAGGGGUCUUCCCAUCCAACUACGUCAGACCAAAGGACUCUGAGGGACCUGGGCAAACUGGGAAGAGUGGAAGCCUUGGAAGGAAGCCUGAAAUUGCUCAAGUGAUAGCUCCUUAUACAGCAACUGGUGCGGAGCAACUUACUCUGGCACCUGGUCAGCUCAUUCUCAUUCGCAAGAGAAAUGCUGGUGGAUGGUGGGAAGGGGAGCUUCAGGCUCGAGGAAAGAAGCGACAAAUAGGAUGGUUUCCUGCCAAUUAUGUGAAACUUCUCAGCCCUGGAACAAAUAAAAGUACUCCAACUGAUGCUGCAAGACCACCCACAACAAAUGUUUUGUUCCAGGUGAUUGGUAUGUAUGACUACAUUGCACAGAAUGAUGAUGAACUUGCGUUUGCCAAAGGACAGAUCAUCGGUGUUCUCAACAAGGAUGAUCCAGAUUGGUGGAAAGGGGAGCUCAAUGGGGUCACUGGUCUCUUCCCAUCUAACUACGUGAAGCUAACAACUGAUAUGGACCCAAGCCAGCAAUGGUGUGCUGACUUACAUUUAUUGGACAUGCUAACUCCUUCAGAGCGGAAGCGACAAGGUUAUAUCCAUGAGCUGAUUGUCACAGAAGAAAAUUAUGUUAGUGACCUGCAGCUAGUCACUGAGGUCUUUCAGAAACCUUUGCUCGAGUCUGAUUUGCUGACAGAGAAAGAAGUGGCCAUGAUUUUUGUGAAUUGGAAAGAGCUCAUCAUGUGUAAUAUUAAAUUGUUGAAGGCAUUACGGGUAAGGAAGAAGAUGUCCGGGGAGAGGAUGCCUGUGAAAAUGAUUGGUGACAUAUUAACAGCACAACUGCCUCACAUGCAGCCAUAUAUUCGGUUCUGCAGCUGUCAGCUUAAUGGAGCAGCACUGAUCCAGCAAAAAACAGAUGAAGUUUCAGAAUUCAAGGAAUCUGUCAAAAGAUUAGCAAUGGACCCACAAUGUAAAGGAAUGCCACUAUCAAGUUUCCUACUGAAGCCUAUGCAAAGGGUAACACGCUACCCAUUAAUAAUAAAAAACAUUCUGGAAAACACCCCAGAAAAUCAUCCCGAUUUUAGCCACCUGAAGCAGGCUCUUGAAAAGGCUGAGGAGCUGUGUUCUCAGGUGAACGAAGGUGUGCGAGAGAAAGAAAAUUCUGACAGGCUGGAGUGGAUCCAGACACAUGUACAAUGUGAAGGUUUGUCUGAGCAACUUGUUUUUAACUCCGUCACGAAUUGCCUGGGUCCUCGAAAAUUCCUGCACAGCGGUAAACUUUAUAAAGCCAAAAGUAAUAAGGAGCUUUAUGGCUUUCUCUUCAAUGACUUCCUGCUGCUGACACAGAUCAUUAAACCACUAGGUUCUUCAGGAACCGAUAAGGUCUUCAGCCCCAAGUCAAAUCUGCAGUACAAAAUGUACAAGACUCCUAUAUUUCUGAAUGAGGUAUUGGUGAAAUUACCUACAGACCCUUCUGGUGAUGAGCCCAUUUUCCACAUCUCCCAUAUUGAUAGGGUGUACACGCUCCGUGCUGAGAGCAUCAAUGAAAGAACAGCUUGGGUGCAAAAAAUUAAAGCUGCUUCAGAACUCUACAUAGAAACAGAAAAAAAGAAGCGAGAGAAGGCCUAUUUGGUUCGUUCUCAAAGGGCUACAGGCAUUGGAAGGCUAAUGGUGAAUAUAGUCGAAGGCAUAGAGCUGAAAGCAUGCAGAUCCAGUGGGAAGAGUAAUCCUUACUGUGAAGUGACUAUGGGCUCUCAGUGUCACAUCACAAAAACCAUUCAGGAUACUCUGAACCCCAAAUGGAAUUCUAACUGUCAGUUCUUCAUUAAAGAUCUGGAACAGGAUGUAUUGUGUAUCACUGUAUUUGAGCGUGACCAGUUCUCACCAGAUGAUUUUUUGGGCCGUACGGAGAUACGUGUUGCUGAUAUCAAAAAAGAUCAAGGCUCCAAAGGACCCGUUACGAAACGACUUCUGCUGCAUGAAGUCCCUACUGGCGAGAUAGUUGUUCGUCUGGAUCUUCAACUUUUUGAUGAAACCUAAGAGUGCUAUACUGUAUAUGUGUACUUCUGUAGUUUGAAAAGACACCAAUGGCCACUUUAUUAAGUACGUGCAAAAGCUGUCUAAGAAUGCUGCAAAAUUCAAAACUGCAGUGUCCGUGGAACAUAUUUUGUGUACUGUUUUAUACAUGACACUUAAAAACAUGGGAUUACAGUUUGUAGAUGUCUCUUUCAUUUCUUAAUAUGUAGAUUUAUCAUCUCCACAUUCCAGUUUGAACUUUUCAGAUUAUGUGAUGAUAAACAUAAUACUAAGGUUGGUCUCGAACUUGUUUGUCCAAACCUUGGCCAGUGGUUCUGAGGUGGACAUUUAGUGACUUGCACAAGUUUUUAUAGGGGAAAUAUAGAAGCCAAGUUGUAUUUUUGGUAAUAUUCAGGCUGCGGUAAGAAAUGUACAUUUUGGACAGUGUCCUUGUGUAGGAUUACAUUUACAGAUAAGGAUUUCUGGCUCCAACAGGCUAUUCAGCCCAACUGGUUCAUGAUGCUUGUGCUCCACUUGAAUCUCUUACUGUCUUUCCUAACUUAUGCUGAUAGAUUUAGAUUUAGUCCCUUCUCCUUUAUAUGCUUCAUUGAAUAAAGUUCACCAUUUUGCCUCUGAGCACUUGAUUCUAACAUUUUUAGGUGUCAAAUUAUAAAACCAAAGCACCAAGUCAAGAUGGUAAGUCAUUGAUUAUUAUAAACCAGUUCAGAAGCGAUUCUUGCCACCAACUUAAGUACAAAAUACACGGUUGAUAAAAUGAAGCCUGUGACCCUUACAUAGCACAUUAGAGAAUAAUUCAUGGUUUAUUGAUUCCUUGCCAUAUGAAUGUGAAUUACUUUAUGGUUUGAAGCAUUUUUGUCAACAUGUCCUUCUCAUUGAAAACAUUCCUUUAGAAAUCAACAGGGACUUUUGACUUGGUUUGAACUUUGACUUCUCAUUUACCUAACUGGGCUCCCCAAAGAGAACAGAUUCCUGCAAUCAGUUAGUUCACCAGUUCAACCAGCAAACUAGGUUAGGUAUUGGACUAAAGGAACUCAAUCACCUCAUAACAUCACAACGGUUCUAAGUGGCAUGACAACUUGUUUCAUCCACUCUGAAGUAAUUAUGUGUGUAGAAUGAGGGAGAGAAAACUUAUCAUUAGUUUAAAGAAUAAAAAUGAUGUCUACAUAUGUCGUCAAUUUAACAAAAUGGAAUCCAUAUUGAACUUUUAGAUGUUGAAUAAACUUAGUUUUAAAUUAGCAGAUUUUAUGCACAGUCCCAUUAUACGCUGAAUACUUUUCAUAAACAAGCACUAUUUUAGUUUGGUGAUGAAAUGUUUCCACAUUAUGUGACACAGUAACAAAGCUCUAACGAUCCACAGUAUUUGGUGUAAAAAAAACAGUUCAUGUAGUUGUUGAUGCUUGUCAUUUGAAAAUCAUCUACAAACUGUCUUUGUGUUGUCUUAGCAAAUGUCUUUAAUAAUUUUUAUUUUUAGUUUUGUCUUGAGAAUAAAAGUUCAAGACACAAGGCCAUGAAUAAAAUUACAUAGCCCCCAAAAAUUUAUAACACCUGACAAGUUAAAUAGUUUCAUUUUUAAUGUCAGUUAUAAUCUUGUCCCAUUAAGAAAACGUGACUGCACUCAUCAUUGUAACCAACCUCAACACUGUUAGUUAAAGGUGGUAAUAUCACCAAAAUUGAUUUCAAUACCUCAGAUUGAAUAAAUGUAGAGUGGAUAAAUAAAAAGACUUGCAUUUUGGUUACAGGCACAAAUGGGCUUGUUCACCUUUCUUGAAUGUGAUAGCUAGUCUAUUGAUGACACAAGAGGACUUCAGUUUUUAUUCUAGUCAGCCUCUUUUUGAACAUUCAGCUAUUUCCCAUAUGAAGCAUGUAACUUCACCAUAAGUGACUUCUUUUCCCCUUUUAAAAAUAUUCGAAAUUUGAGAACAUAUUUAAUUCUGGUUGUGUUUUUAAGCAGGUAAUUCCAUUUAUGGACCAUUUGACAUGUUAAAAAUUGAACUUGAAAUAAAGUUGGUAAAACUUUCAAAGCCUACAAUAUGUGCCAACUAUUUACCAGCACAAUGCUCACUUGCAAAGGCAAACUAUUGUGAGGAACUUUACAUCUGUGCAAGAUAAUUUUAUCAUUGUCAUUAUUUCAAAAUCUUUUAUUAAAUCUUAACUAGCUUCACUUUUCCUUGUUUCAGCACAUGAUUGAUAUUACUGAUUCUAUUAAAUACAAUGAGUAAUUGGCAGAAUACACAUUUUGCACUUCUUAAUUAAAAGUAACACACCUAAAAUUAUCAGUUAUUAUUCCAGUGAAUAACUUGUUACUAAAUUUGUUUUACUAAUUUACCAAGAUACAUUGUAAAAGCACUAUAUAUAUAUAUUAGCAUUAAAGGAUUAGUCAUUUUUGACUGCAGGUGAAAUUAAAAAUGUCACAUAUGCUGCAGAAAUAUUUUACGGCUCUUAUAGCAAGCUAUUGUUUUGUAUUCAUUUGUCUGACCUACAUGCAGUUUCAAAAAUAUAGCUGUAGUUUUAUUGUGUGUAGCUACAUUAUUCACAAAGGCAAGAUAUUUAACGUAUAUACUGUUUCAACCUUCACAGAGUUCUGAAGUGUCUAUCUCCAAUUGUCAAAUAAGAACCUAAGCAAACAAUAUCUAAACAAUAUUUUUCACUAUGAAUCAUUUGCUUAACAUAUAAUGAAAGAUUCCUUGUUUUUUCAUUUUCGUAGUCAUUUCCUAGAAUUAUUUUCAAGAGACACUUGCUGAAAUCUGCUGUUCAAAUUCCCACUCAGUUGUUGAAUUCCUUCCACUCAGAUUCAUAGUGGAUUUUGUCUAGUUAACUAUUUUGUUGUUAACAGAAAAGAUUUUAAUGUUCUUUUUCUUCAGUUAAAGGAUUUGAUGAUGGGUCUAUACAGGUUUUUCAUAUCUUUAACUACAUAGGUUAUCACAUGGACAGCACCGUGGCUCAGUGGUUAGCACUGCUGUCUCACAGCCCCAAGGACCUAUGUUUGAUUCCACCCCUGACUGACUGGAGUUUGCAUAUUCUCCAUGUCUGCAUGGAUUUCCUCCCACAGACCAAAGAUGUGCAGGCUAGGUGGAUUGGUCAUGUUAAAUUGCCCAUAGUGGUCAGGGAUAUGUAUAUUAGGUGUCUUACGAGGGAUAGGUCUGGGUGGGAUGCUCUGAGGGGUGGUGUGGACUUGUUGGGCCAAAAGGCCUAUUUCCAUACUGUAGGGAUUCUAUAUCUGUGCCGAAUUCUCAGUAAAAUAUUUGUUUAUACAUUGCCUCUGUACCUCAAAGUGUAUGGUUAUAGGACAUAAUUUAUGGAAUUAUUAGUUGCACAAUACAAGUUUUUAAAUCAGAAGAUUGGUGUAGUUGUUUACAUGUUCAUCCUUCUGUUUGGAAAUCCAUCUUAGCUUCCCAAAGAUUUUAUGGGGACCUUGAAACGUUUGCAUAGUGUGGUUUUUCAAAGUUAAUGGCAAAUCAGUGACAUCCCUGUGCUGUACACAAGCAAUUCUAAGCCUCCUGAGUUUGAGUUUUUUCAGUGUGGCUUGAUUUGGUUGUUAUGGCUACUCUUCUUCCACAGCGGUUAAUCAUUCUGAACUAACAGUGUUACUACUUAGAAUGUGAACACUCCAUUGCUGAUUGUGUUGUUCAGCUUUUGCACUUUGUUGUCAAAAUAAUGAUAUUGUUUGGUUUACAUAAUAUUGUGUAAAAAUACAUUAACUGAAACUUAACUUACAUAGGCUAAAACUUUUCACAGCUAAUUGAGGAACAAAUUAUGAGCGUAACUGUUUUUAAACUGGAAGCUGCACUUUUAAUGCAAUUCAAACCUGAUCAUAUUCUAUAUUCAAAUUAUAAUUUGUAUGGGAAUUGUUAGUUACAUGUCUGUAUUGAAGAAUUUUUAAAAAUCUUUUUUAUACUAAUGAAUGUUGUACCACACUUUUAAUGGGCAGUUGCAUAUUCUAACCAUUGUUGUCUCAAUCAUUAAGAAACAAAACUGAACACUUAUUGUCAGAAACUAACAAUUGUCAGCUUUGCUUUUAUUGUUAUGCAUGUGCAAGAAUUUCUGCCUACUUGAACCUUAAAAUUUGAGAAGUUAUUAAAAGAUGGAGCAAAACAAGUGAUCCCAUAUUGUGUAUUAGAAUUAUUGUAGUAAUUUAGUUGGAGGUAUACAACCACUUUAAAUGUUUAUUGUAAGUUAUUAUAAUGAUAAUGUAGUGGGCAUUUAAAAAAAAAAUGAACAGUUGAGGCCAAAAAGUCAGUCUAAUCCUCUACCUUCCUUGGUAUCCUUUGUAUAUGUUUUUGGAUAGUGCCCUGGAAGUAUGCGGAAUGUUUAUCAGUUGACUGUUUUCUAGUUUCUCCAAUUGUCCAGAAAAGCACUUCAUUAGUUUGGAGCAUUUGUUUACAGUCUACUGUAAAAUAUUAAGUCAAUACUGAGAAGGAAGAAAGUAAGACCAAACUUUCUUUUAUUCACUGCAGAGCAAUGGUACUCCAAUUAGGCUCUGUACUAAUUAUCCUGAAUAUGAAAAUAUAAUUUUGUUUUGGGAAGGACUGUCUUACUAAAAUUUUGCUGCUGUGAUCUGUGUUUAAAUAACUUGUCGUUUUAAAUAACUUGAAAUGUAAAUUAGAACAAUGAAUACUGCAACAAUAUAGUCGAGCAAACAGUUCAGCUCAACCUAUAUAUGUGGGAUAGGAACAUUGUUUAACUGUAGAGUCUUGAUAGACUUGUUUGUGUUUGAGCAGUAUGAAUCUCCUAAGCCAAACCAGACAUUAUAUAGCCAAAUGUUACAUGUUUACUGAAUUGUAAAUCACUGUCAGAGUGCACAGCUAUCAUGUGUUCAUUGUUCUCCUUGUCACUAAGCAGACUGUUUACAUAUCAGCAAUUUCUCUCUUGACGGGUUACGUUUCUCUUAGCUUAAGUAUUUAAGUGUAUUUUCGAAAAGGAAAAUAAACUUCUGCAAGUUAA
Stegostoma tigrinum is the source of this 10592-nucleotide messenger RNA. RefSeq names its product intersectin 1 (SH3 domain protein) (gene itsn1). The coding region runs from base 378 to 5654 and encodes 1758 amino acids. The transcript is spliced from 42 exons. Gene Ontology annotation, biological process: intracellular signal transduction; positive regulation of Rho protein signal transduction. The record is from RefSeq and is a predicted model, not a curated record. Gene Ontology annotation, molecular function: guanyl-nucleotide exchange factor activity; protein binding; calcium ion binding. Lineage: Eukaryota; Metazoa; Chordata; Chondrichthyes; Orectolobiformes; Stegostomatidae.